AUGCAGCUAUGCGACCCUGGGGAGCUCACCAAGCUUUCGACCUCUUAUCAGAACUGUCCCGAGAGAUCCUAUCCCUGGCCCAUCCCCACCUUCUCCAAUGAAUUUGCCGAAUCCCUAGACUUCCAGAGCCCUUUGGUCAUUGCCAUGACGCACCAUCCGGUCGCCCGUGGUGGGAUGAGUCGCGCAUCGGAUGAGACAGAGCGCGGCUAUCUGCGCGGUCUGGCUGGAGGGGUGGCCUCAGUCUCAGUCUCCAUUGACAUUGUUGGAGAUAUAAGCGUUAUGUAA
This is a messenger RNA of Colletotrichum spaethianum, 285 nucleotides long. RefSeq lists its product as uncharacterized. The transcript has 2 exons. The record is from RefSeq and is a predicted model, not a curated record. Lineage: Eukaryota; Fungi; Ascomycota; Sordariomycetes; Glomerellales; Glomerellaceae. Bases 1 to 285 code for a protein of 94 amino acids.